UAUUACGACUCAACACAGAAAACGAAGAAGAAGAAGAAGAAGCACGGUUGGAAGUCAGUGGCGGUUCUGUAGUCAAAUAAAUUUACGAAUAUAAUACAAAGAUAGUGGUUUUCUUCUUUCUUUAUGGAGUAAUAGUCACUGGACAAAGGCAGUAUGGCAAUGAAAUACGAGUUCGAGAGAUGGUCUUCCAAUCACCUUCAACCAAUGGUGAAGCUUCAGGAAAUGUGGAAGGAUUUCUACAUUGCAUGGCUACGGCAAGAGUUCAAACCUGAAGAAAAGCCAAUCCUCAGCGCUGAGAAUCUGGGCAUUAGUGACGUAUUUUGGGAAAUGUUGACAUUAUCAUACAAAGUGGCUGUUUUACAUAAGAGAAAGCAGCUCUCUGGAGAAACAAGUGACUCAGUCAGAGCGAUAACAAACAAAUUGGAUGAACUAUACAAGGAUGGAGCCAGCUCGAAGGACGUCAGGUACAACGACGUUGUGGCUCUCGCAACGGCUUACUGUAACAUGGCUACGGUGUACAAGAAUUAUACGGUGAAAGCACAGCUAGCUUUUGCGCUUUUCUACUUGAAGAGAUCGUUGGGACUGUUAACGGCAAGAGAGGCAGAUCGGAGCACUAUUUUGAUAGUCAUGAGAGCAUCCGUGCUCUUGAAUACUAUCUUGUGUCAUCUGAACGAGUCGGAGCUGGUGGACAAGCCCUGUCCGUUCUUAGAUACAGCAGUCACUGCGUAUCUAAAGUAUACGCAGAACGAGGAUAUGCUUCCGCCUACCACUGUAUGCCUGGUUACUCUCGACUUUGAGGACGAAGAGGAAUUAAACUCGAACGUUUCCCUGCUGGUGCUGUACUCCAAACUUCUAAGCCAAAUGCAUCGCAAAUACGUCGUUUCUCCGUGGAAUAAAAACAGCUUCAUAAAGGCCAUGCACAAUAUCGUGAAGGUGGGAGCGAUGACACAUUCGUUCCGGAACAAGAUCCCUUGGGCCUGCGGCUUGGUAGAAUUGGCCCGAUAUUUUGCACUCCAUCAUCGCUUUACCGAGAUGAGGGAUCAUCUUGCCGUGGCACAGUAUAUAAUGAACGAAUACAGGGUGGAUAGGGGCUACCUGGAGUCGUCGCAAUCGUCGCAAUCGUCGGGUCAUAGUUCUUGUGAUACCAAUGAUGACAAUUUUAAUGAGGUAUUCGGCAGUAUGGCUCAAUCGUGGGGCAUUUAUGCCAGCUCGCUCCUGCUGGCCUCGACAUACAAGUUACGAUACAAGAAAGGUCGCAAGGGCAACGGUUCGACAUCCGUGACUCUCAGAAGACGCCAAAUGUGUAAGCCGCUGUUAUUUACGGAUUUCGAGGAAACUUUCGAACACAUCACCAGUGACAUUACUGACAAGCUCGUAACGAGUGUCGAUGAUGCUGAAAAGCUUAUCGCGUUUGGUUUAAGGUGGUUCGAGACGGCAAAAGACUACUUUCUUAACACGCAAAUACCUGAAAAUAUGAUUUUUCUAGAGAUAACGAGUGAUGUCAAUAUAAUGCUUAAAUGUUUAACAUAUUAUGAGACAGACAGAUCGGAACAGAUAAAGAUACAUAGGCAACGAAUCGAUUUACUAGAGAAUGCUGGUAAGGCUUGUAAGGCGUUGACGACGAAACAAGAGAUGAACGCUUUUGCACUGACCCAUAUUCGCCUAAUGUUGGCUUAUUCUAAUCUUCUAGAUAGCCUGACAGAAGAGAUGAAAACAAAUAAUACAUCAAUUAAAACAAUGCCGGAAAUAAAGCGUUUAGUAUCUGCUAUGGGUAACAGCAAACAAAUAUUUAUAGCUGGCUUAAAAGCAACAUUAAAAAUAUUAAAUAUUAAAUCUUAAAAGCAACAUUAAAAAUAUUAAAUAUUUAACAUUAAAAAUAUUUGUAGUUGCGAAUAUUUUGUCUCGUAAGACAAUCGGAUGAUACGGAGCCAGAAGUAGAAUCGACUGAAAACUGACAGAUGUAGUGAUUAUAGUAUAAACUAAAGAUAAAUCACUUUUAACUAAGAAAUUUUCUUUCCUAAUUUACUUUGAUAUGAAACAUUUUGAUGCAGAGAUAUUUUUAUUAAGACUGUUAAGAAAUCGAGAAGACUGUAAAAUACAUGCACAUAUGUUUAGGAGAUACUUUUAAAAAUAACACGCAUUGCCUAUUUAUGUAGAUAAUUACAAAUAUAUAUAUUUUAUUAU
Molecule: messenger RNA, 2184 nt
Organism: Ooceraea biroi (clonal raider ant)
Lineage: Eukaryota; Metazoa; Arthropoda; Insecta; Hymenoptera; Formicidae
Source: RefSeq, a predicted model, not a curated record